GCAUGCCCCAUUCAGGAGUCACUCGAGCCUUAGUCACCUUAGUCAGCCGUGCGCGGCCCCUCCCACAAUACCAGUAUUGUCAUCAGCCACUGCCCUACGAGCGAGUCAAUCAAUCAGACGCCAUCUGGCUGUAAUUAAUUGUAAUUCCGAUAACAGCCUUCCCGGCCUGAGGCCUCUGGCGGGCUUCCCCUCCCGACUCGCCCUCCUCUCUUACCUUUCCGAUCACCCUGAAAGGUCGUGGAUCUUCUCUCUCCUAGAUCCUUCUCUCCCGUUCACUUUGUGCUUUUUUGCUUCAGUCUUUUCUCUCUUCUUCCCCGGUGUGUCCAGAAGGGCUGUCUUAACACAACACACUGCGGUCGACCUCUUGGAUCUUGAUAUUCGUCUGCUGUGUGGUUCCCUGGCCUUGAAACCGCUACCAUGUCCUGGAAGCUCACCAAAAAACUUAAGGAGACGCAUUUGGCACCCUUGACCAGCUCCUUUGGCCGCUCAUCUUCCACUUCCACAAUCAAGGGUGAUUCAAAUGGCGGUGGUGGUGACGAGACACCGGUGGCUCCCCAUGCCCCCAGUGUGAUCUCCGCUGCUUCGACAAAUGGCAUCGCUGCCUCAGAGUCGCUAGUUUCUCCCCCCGUGGCGCCCGUGAAGCCAGGCAUCCUCAUUGUGACUCUUCACGAAGGCCAAGGAUUCUCCCUGUCCCCUCAUUACCAGCAAAUCUUCAACUCUCAUUUUCAAAACAACUCGUAUGCGCCAUCAUCUUUGCGCCCCAGCACCUCCUCCUCUUCACACUCCUCUCAUGGGCAAGCGGGCUCGUUCGUGCAGUCCACUCGGCCGCAGUCCACCAGUGGAGGCCUGAACGCUGCCCCGACCAUCCACGGCCGUUACUCCACCAAAUACCUUCCAUACGCCCUUCUUGAUUUCGAAAAGAACCAGGUCUUCGUCGAUGCCGUGUCUGGUACUCCCGAGGCCCCCUUGUGGGCGGGCGACAGCACGGCGUUCAAGUUCGAUGUGUCCCGGAAGACCGAACUGAACGUACAGUUGUACCUCCGUAACCCCACCGCCCGACCUGGUGCCGGUCGCAGUGAGGACAUCUUCUUAGGUGCUACCAAGGUCAACCCACGCUUUGAGGAGGCCGGCCAACCAUACGUGGAGGACCCCAAGCUUAGCAAGAAGGACAAUCAAAAGGCUGCUGCUGCUCAUGCGGAACAGGAACGUACCAUGGGCCAACUGGGUGCUGAGUGGCUGGACCUCCAGUUCGGUAGUGGUUCUAUCAAGAUCGGUGUUUCCUUCGUUGAAAACAGACAACGCAGCCUCAAGAUGGAGGACUUUGACUUGUUGAAAGUCGUCGGCAAGGGUAGUUUCGGCAAGGUCAUGCAGGUCAUGAAGAAAGAUACCGGCCGAAUUUACGCCCUCAAGACCAUCCGCAAGGCUCAUAUCAUCUCCCGAUCUGAAGUCACCCACACCCUUGCAGAACGAUCCGUGCUGGCACAGAUCAAUAACCCUUUCAUUGUCCCGUUGAAAUUCUCGUUCCAGUCGCCCGAGAAGCUGUACCUUGUUCUCGCAUUCGUCAAUGGUGGAGAGCUGUUCCACCACCUGCAACGUGAGCAACGAUUUGACAUCAACCGCGCCCGGUUCUACACCGCCGAGCUGUUGUGUGCGCUCGAGUGCUUGCACGGUUUCAAGGUUAUCUACCGUGAUCUCAAGCCCGAGAAUAUCCUUCUCGACUAUACCGGUCACAUCGCCCUUUGCGAUUUCGGUCUCUGCAAGUUGGAUAUGAAGGACGAGGACCGGACAAACACCUUCUGUGGUACUCCUGAGUACCUUGCCCCAGAGCUGUUGCUCGGCAAUGGGUACACGAAGACUGUGGAUUGGUGGACUCUGGGUGUCUUGCUCUAUGAGAUGUUGACGGGUCUGCCCCCCUUCUACGACGAGAACACGAACGAGAUGUACCGCAAGAUCUUGCAGGAGCCCUUGACCUUCCCCAGCAGUGAUAUCGUCCCCCCAGCUGCUCGGGAUCUUCUCACGCGCCUGCUCGACCGCGAUCCUCAGCGUCGUCUGGGUGCCAACGGUGCCGCAGAGAUCAAGUCGCACCACUUCUUUGCCAACAUCGAUUGGCGUAAACUGCUUCAGCGGAAGUAUGAGCCCAGUUUCCGUCCCAAUGUGGUGGAUGCUCGUGAUACCGAAAACUUUGAUAAGGAAUUCACUGGAGAGAUGCCCCAGGACUCCUACGUAGAAGGUCCCGCUCUGUCCUCCACCAUGCAACAACAGUUUGCUGGAUGGUCUUACAACCGUCCAGUGGCUGGUCUUGGCGAUGCAGGCGGCAGUGUCAAGGAUCCUUCUUUUGGCAGCAUCCCGGAGUAAAAGCAGGAUCUACUCCAGGCCACUAGCCUUAACAACUAGAUCAAAUAUGACUGGUGCGUGAGAAUUGAUUCAUAGAUACGAUUUUCCUUUGUACUGUGUUUUGUUCUUGAUCCACAUAUCACCAAUCUUGAUCAUUUGCCUUGUUUCGUCUCGACCUUUUAUUCCUCCACGGCUUUCCUUGUUUCUUUCCCCUUUCAUUCCUAAGGAGUCUGCGGCAUUUUUUUGCUCGGUGGCUUUUGCCAGUUCCCGAGGCUGCAAUGUUUUCCCUCUACCCUUCUCCUUGUCUCUCCAGUUCCCACCGAAUCUCACCACCUCUGAGCGCUUGAUUUGUUCCUCAUCAUUCCCAUCUCAGUGUCCGCCAACCCCAUCAACGCAAGCAGGUUCCUUUGCACCCUUGUUUUCGUUUGAUGUUCUCAAGCGGUCAUUACCUGUCUAGUGGAAUCCCUUUCUCUGUGUAUCCGGUCCGGUUUCCAUGUGCGAGAUGCUCUCUCUCUCCAUAUCCUUUGACAGAGCCUGGACGGACAAUGCCAAGUCAAGUUUCCACUGGAAUCCAGAUCAUUCAUAGCGUAGAAUAUUACAGAUCAUCGUAUACAGAGUCUACAAUCGGCAUCGAUACUUGCUAAUGAUCGCAAAACAUGUCCCCUCGCCUGCGCUUUCCCUGGCCACGAUGCGCUCUAUUAGUGUCCUUCGACAUAGAUGAUAAGCAUUACAGUUUGGAAAAGCUCCAAGGCUAGAGACCUCAUCAUUGUAUCUAUCAUUCAAUCCUAGGCAAAACCCGCCAAGAAUUGAGACCUGUCACAGCGGGAUUACAGCAAUAAGAAAAACCUAGAAAUAAAACACGAAGAAGAGUUUGAAAAAAGGGUAAAGAGGACAAACAAGAGAUGUCGGACACACGUUAAGACGCCGCUCGCAAUUCAAAAUCUGGACAUUCAAGCCCCUCGACUUGAUCGAGUCGGGGAAACUGAAACAAAAAUAGAAAAAAAAAGACAAAUGCUCUAUUCAACGCAUCCUCGAGCCGUUAAACUGUCUUUGAAUACAAACCAACUCCAUUUGGUUUCCCUUUUUACUCUUCGUCCUCCGCUUCAUCCUCAGCUUCGGGCUCGUCCUCCGCUUCGAGUUCGUCCUCGGCUUCGGCUUCCUCCGCGGCGGCGCCGUUCGUGGCGGUCUUCUUCUCGUCGUCACCGUUGAUAUCGAUCAGAGACUCGGAGGAAGGGGGCUCGGGGACGACACCCUCCUUCUCAAGACGAAUGUACUCAUCCCACUCAGGGAACAGGUCGUCAUCGGUGGAAAUGAUAUCCGGGGCACCGGGGGGCACACCGACGAGGCGGGCGACCUUGGUCUUACCCGAUGACUCAAGAGAGGCUUUCCACUGCACGACGAGUUCGGGAGCACGAGAGGGCUUGUAGGUCUGAGCGAAGAGAACGGACUCCGCAAUGCGGUUAGUCUUAAUGAGCAGGUCAAUACAGGCAUCCACGUCACCCAAGGACCAAAGUGUGGAGAAGGCAACGUUGUGCAGACCGGAGUCGGAGGCUUGAACGGCCAAAGCACGGAGGCCUUCCCGGUUGUUGGAGGCAGUGUGCAGCAACAACAAGGAACCCACGUCCUUGGCCUGGGUGAAGCAUUCCUGGGCCAGAGCGAGAUUCCAGCUGGCCAGAGCGGCGUCACCGAUAAGCUUCCACUUGUGCUCGACGUUGGCGACGCGAGCAAUCUCGAGAGCUGUCUCGAGAUCAUUGAGAGACAGAGCCAAGUCGAACCGGUGCUAUAUUUGACCCAAAGUUAGCGAAUUCGUACUACAUUGAUCACGCAAAAG
Penicillium brasilianum is the source of this 4165-nucleotide messenger RNA. The record is from the annotation of a GenBank genome assembly. NCBI's taxonomy places the organism in Eukaryota, Fungi, Ascomycota, Eurotiomycetes, Eurotiales, Aspergillaceae.